Messenger RNA from Geodia barretti, 329 nucleotides. Lineage: Eukaryota; Metazoa; Porifera; Demospongiae; Tetractinellida; Geodiidae. The record is from the annotation of a GenBank genome assembly.
GUGCUGUUUGCGAUUUACCGUCAGCGUCGGCGGCUGCGGAAGAUGCGUGUCUGCCAACCUCAAUGCCCGCUCCUGGUACUGUCGCUUUCUGCUGAAACGACCGACCUGGCCGCUUGUCUCCAGGCCUUCCUCUCUGGUUGUCCUUGCUCCUUCCACGGCCACGGCCUCUACCGCGUCCGCGACCUCUAUCACUCAUGUUUACUCCACGCGCUGACGGUCCAAGACUUCUAAGGGAAAGUCCCAGGUUUUCCCCCGUCUAUCACGCGCGCAUGCGCUGUUCCAGUCACUCCCAGGACAACAUCAUAGAGCUGUUAUCCAUCCAUAUUUCA